AUUACGACGGGAAAAAAUUAAAAAAAAAAUUAAAUUAUCUAUUAAACAAAUCUAUCUGUCUUCUUGUAUAGCCCUUUAAUUCCACCUUCACCGUCUGAUUUUCUUGAAAGAAAGAAAAAACUUCACAUCUUUCCUUCCACAAACAUAAACACUCUCAUCAUACUGUGAUUGUCACACACAUAAACCCUAUUCUUCUUUCAUCAUCAUGGAUCCCUCACGCCGUGCCCCACGCGCCGUGAUCGACCCUAUACCGAAGAUCCGCCAAGUGGGGUUCUUUGCCCCGCCCGAGCGCUCUCAGUCGGGUCCUCCCGACCCGACCCACUCCUCUCCCCCGAUCUCCAGCUCCCUCUCCCCGGUCAUGAUCCCGCCCCCGCGCCACCUCUCCGACAACCUCCUUCUCCACGCCCCCCGCCCCGCCUCCUCCCCCCUCUCCGCCGCCGCUGCCGCCGGAGGAAGCGGAAACUCCUUUGACUACGGCGCGGUCUUCUUCCCCGCCCCGCUCUCUCCCGCGAUACCGUCGUCUUCGUACUCCAGCAGAAUCAUCGCCACCACCGGCGAGGGAGGGUUCUUCAAGGGGAACGGCGCCGGCGGCGGAAAGGUGGCGGCGUCAUCGUUCCCUCGCGGAGGAUUCGACUUGACGGCGAUGAAGAAGGCGGCGGCGGCGAGUGUUGUGGUGCCGGCGAGCGAGUUGACUACGGUUUCCGUGGUAAAUGAUUCGCUCGGGAUUCCUGAAAAAGAAAAAGGAAAUAAAGCAGGAGGGUCAGCAGUGGAAGUGAAAGACCAACCUAAUAGUUCAAAGCAGCAGAAACCCAAACUCUCAAAAGCUGAAAGACGUGCACUCCAAGAAUCUCAACGGGCUGCAAAGGCUGCUGCAAAAGGUGAAGGAAGUAAGGCAUCUGGAACUGUGGCUACAAUGAAUGCAAAACCAGCUAAAGCUGUAAAGCCUGCACAGAAAGUUGAUAAUGCAGCAGUUGCAGCGUCUGAAAAGAAGGGAGGUGAGAUUCCACCAGAAAAGGAUAGAAAGAAAGAUGCUCCUCAACCACGCAUGCAGUAUGACGACAAGAGUCGAGUGGAGAAAGCUAAACGUCGUGCAGUGGUGAAACAAACUGAAGCUAGGAAUAGAGUUGAGUUGUUCAGGCAUUUGCCACAAUAUGAGCAUGGGAGUCAGCUUCCAGAUCUCGAGGCAAAGUUUUUCCAUCUUUCUCCAGUGCACCCUUCUGUUUAUAAGGUGGGUUUGCAAUAUCUAACUGGAGAUAUAGCUGGUGGCAAUGCUCGUUGUAUUGCAAUGCUUCAAGCAUUCCAAGAGGCCAUCAAAGACUACAAGGUUCCACAUGAGAAGACUCUUGUGAGAGACUUGACAGCAAAAAUUAGUAGUUAUGUAUCAUUUCUUAUUGAAUGUCGGCCUCUGUCAAUCAGCAUGGGAAAUGCAAUUCGGUUUCUUAAAAGUCAUAUAGCCAAGCUACCUUUGACCUUGUCUGAAUCAGAAGCAAAAGCUUCUCUCCAGUCAGAUAUUGAGCGUUUUAUAAGUGAAAAGAUUAUACUUGCCAACAAGGUGAUAGUGAAGCAUGCUGUCACCAAAAUAAGAGAUGGUGAUGUUCUUCUAACAUAUGGGUCCUCAUCAGCUGUUGAAAUGAUACUAUUACAUGCACAUGAGUUGGGGAAGCAGUUUCGUGUUGUCGUAGUUGACUCUCGUCCAAAGCUUAGAGGGCAACUCUUACUUCGCAGGCUUGUGGAGAAAGGUCUUAGCUGUACAUAUACUCAUAUAAAUGCUGUUUCCUACAUAAUGCAUGAAGUUACUCGGGUUUUUCUGGGUGCUUCAGCAGUUUUGUCUAAUGGAACAGUAUAUUCAAGAGUAGGGACUGCAUGUGUUGCAAUGGUUGCUCAUGCAUUCCGUGUACCUGUCAUAGUAUGUUGUGAGGCCUAUAAAUUUCAUGAACGGGUACAGUUGGAUUCAAUAUGCUCAAAUGAACUUGGCAAUCCAGAUGUCAUUUCAAAUGUACUGGGUAGAGAGGAUGUAAAACACUUGGAUGGCUGGGCCAAUAUUGAAAAUCUGCAACUUUUAAAUCUGGUUUAUGAUGCAACACCUUCAGAUUAUGUUUCAAUGAUUGUCACAGAUUAUGGCAUGGUUCCCCCCACAAGUGUGCCUGUGAUUGUAAGAGAAUAUGGGAGAGAACAGGUCUGGAUAUAAUGAAUUAGGCAAAUGUGUACCAUCUCAAUUUUGAGGGCAUGAAAAAUCCCUAUUUAGCAGCCAUAUGCGUUGGCGUGCUUGUUUCUGUAUUAUUUCCCCACCUUGGAAGAAUAAUGUAAUGAGCCUUCCUGUUCUGAAAUUUUGGACAUUUCUGUAUUCACCUGUCCUAGCGAAGAGUGCCAAUUUUCGCCUCUCCAGGAAGAUUUAGCCAUGCAUUCUCAUCAUCUGUAACAGUUCAUUUUAGACCAUUAUUCAAUUUUUGGAUAAUUAUUCGGUCACAAUUUUGGUUUAGCGAGUUUUAGUUGUGCUUAGCAGUUGUCCCCAUCUCUACUGUACUGUAAUUACGAAAACCAUGGAUUGAAGUUAUCUUGUCAGUGAAAAUAUGUGUUCCGUGUGAUUGCUCUAAUUGUCGGAAACAAGGAAAAAUGUUGCUUGAAAA
Glycine soja is the source of this 2627-nucleotide messenger RNA. RefSeq names its product probable translation initiation factor eIF-2B subunit delta. The transcript has 7 exons. NCBI's taxonomy places the organism in Eukaryota, Viridiplantae, Streptophyta, Magnoliopsida, Fabales, Fabaceae. Bases 206 to 2188 code for a protein of 660 amino acids. The record is from RefSeq and is a predicted model, not a curated record.